AUGACCGCAAUUUUAGAAAGACGCGAAAGCGCAAGCCUAUGGAAUCGUUUUUGCGAUUGGAUCACUAGCACUGAAAACCGUCUUUACAUUGGAUGGUUCGGUGUCUUAAUGAUUCCUACCCUAUUGACUGCAACCUCUGUAUUCAUUAUCGCUUUCAUUGCAGCUCCUCCAGUAGAUAUUGAUGGUAUUCGUGAACCUGUUUCCGGUUCUCUUCUUUAUGGAAACAAUAUUAUUUCCGGUGCUAUUAUUCCUACCUCUGCAGCCAUUGGUCUGCAUUUCUAUCCCAUCUGGGAAGCAGCUUCUGUUGAUGAAUGGCUAUACAACGGUGGUCCCUAUGAGCUAAUCGUUCUACACUUCCUACUUGGUGUAGCUUGCUAUAUGGGUCGUGAGUGGGAGCUUAGCUUCCGUCUAGGUAUGCGUCCUUGGAUUGCUGUUGCAUAUUCAGCUCCAGUAGCAGCAGCUACUGCUGUUUUCUUGAUUUACCCUAUUGGUCAAGGAAGUUUCUCUGAUGGUAUGCCUCUAGGAAUCUCUGGUACUUUCAAUUUCAUGAUCGUAUUCCAGGCUGAACACAAUAUUCUUAUGCAUCCAUUUCACAUGUUAGGUGUAGCUGGCGUAUUCGGCGGCUCUCUAUUUAGUGCUAUGCAUGGUUCCUUGGUAACUUCGAGUUUGAUCAGGGAAACUACCGAAAAUGAGUCUGCUAAUGCAGGUUACAAAUUUGGUCAGGAAGAAGAAACCUACAAUAUUGUAGCUGCUCACGGUUAUUUCGGCCGAUUGAUCUUCCAAUAUGCUAGUUUCAACAACUCCCGUUCUCUACAUUUCUUUUUAGCUGCUUGGCCAGUAGUAGGUAUCUGGUUUACUGCUUUGGGCAUCAGCACUAUGGCUUUCAACUUAAAUGGAUUCAAUUUCAACCAAUCUGUUGUUGACAGUCAAGGUCGUGUAAUUAACACUUGGGCCGAUAUCAUUAAUCGUGCUAACCUUGGUAUGGAAGUGAUGCACGAGCGUAACGCUCACAACUUCCCUCUGGAUCUAGCUGCUGUUGAAGCUAAUUCUAUAGACGGCUAA
This is a messenger RNA of Cryptomeria japonica (Japanese cedar), 1062 nucleotides long. NCBI's taxonomy places the organism in Eukaryota, Viridiplantae, Streptophyta, Pinopsida, Cupressales, Cupressaceae. The record is from the annotation of a RefSeq genome assembly.